Monomorium pharaonis (pharaoh ant) is the source of this 1164-nucleotide messenger RNA. RefSeq lists its product as uncharacterized. Lineage: Eukaryota; Metazoa; Arthropoda; Insecta; Hymenoptera; Formicidae. The record is from RefSeq and is a predicted model, not a curated record. The transcript has 5 exons. Gene Ontology annotation, biological process: detection of chemical stimulus involved in sensory perception of smell; sensory perception of smell. Gene Ontology annotation, cellular component: plasma membrane. Bases 1 to 1164 code for a protein of 387 amino acids. Gene Ontology annotation, molecular function: odorant binding; olfactory receptor activity.
AUGGAUUUUCAAAACGUAAAUCUUCUGAACGUACGAAUAAAUUUGCUGUCUGGCAACUUGUUUCCAAUGACAACAGAUAAUUCGCGAUUCCCCAUUGGCUGGAAGAUAUAUAGUGCUGUUAUAUGGUUGAUGAUCUUAGCCAUAGUUAUUGCGUUUUUUAUUGGGUUUAACAUGGUGUCCAAGAUGAAAGCUAUAAGCGACGGCAUGAUUGGCACCGUGUUCGUCGCAGAAGUAUUCUUCAUGGUCGUGCGUAUUCACGCGCACAGGGAUCUGAUUGUACAAUUAAUCAGAAAUAUGAAUGACAUUCUUCGCGUUCAGGACGAGACCAUGAGGUGCAUUGUGAUGGCUUCUCUAAAACUGAUGCAUUCUCCAUUCAAAUUUUACUGGUUGUCUGGCGUCACAACCGUGGUAAUUUGGAUCGGCGUGCCGCUCACGGCAGUCUUCAGAAAGAAUUCUUUCUUCUAUGAGGAUUACAGAUUGCCGUUUGCCAUCUCCAAGCAGCCAUUCUCAACGGAAAUUUUCCUGUUGGGUGGUUUUAUGUUGGUACUCUGCAGCGUGUAUGUUAUUUUUAAAAAGGCGGCCGUGGACAUCUAUAUGUUGAAUUUUGUGAUGUUGAUGACAGCUCAAUAUCGUUACAUUGCGGUAAAACUUCACAAACUAUUUCAAGAAAAAUAUUCGCAGGAUAAACGUGCUAAUUCUCGAAUGAAAAAUAUAGAUUUAGGGGCAGAAACAGAGAUGAUAGCAAUAUGUAGGCAUUUUAACGCCGUAGUUCAUAUGUCGUCUAUGCUGAAGAAGUUACUGUCAUCAAACUUUUGUUUAAUUUAUAUGAGUAGCAUCUUACGGUUCUCUUUCGUCGGUGUCAUGUUAAGUAAUACAAGACUAUUGACGACUGUUGUUGAACGAAUUGCGAUGAUCUUCUUUGCUUCUGGUGAAAUAUUACAAUUUUAUAUAUUGUGUUCUAAUGUACAAAAAUUAUUAGAUGCGAGUACGGAAAUGACAUAUAUGGCAUUUCAUGAAAAUUGGUAUCAAUCGCGGCUGUCAAUAAAACGCAAAUUUAUGUUAUUAAUAUUAGGCAAUAGUCUAAAAUGUAGAAUUGCCGCAUUUGAAAAGUUUACUAUUUCCCUGCCAUCAUUUAUGACACAUAAAGCCAAGAAGAGGAGAUAA